AUGGAAAAAUUUGUUCACUUAAAGGCUGAUGCAAAUUCAAGAUUGUUUGCUAAAAGUGCAACGGCACUUAUGGUAGCAGCUUCACUAGGAUUCUCCGAGAUUCUACGCAUCCUUCUAUCUCAAGGUGUAUCUAUCAAUGCUAGAGACAGCGACGGCAACUUUGCAAUUCAUUUAGCUGCUGAACGUGGUCAAUUAGAAUCUGUUCGACUCCUUAUGGAAAAGGGAGGCCUUGCAAAUGUUGGAAAUAAUCGUUUCCAUACUCCAUUAAUGUUAGCUGCCGCAAAGGGUCAUGCUCACGUUGUCAGUCACCUCCUUGACAAUGGAGUAAACAUGGCCUACAAAUUGAACAAAAAUUUUGAUUCAGAACUUACCUUGGCUGCUCGAUAUAAUCACUUAGACGUUGUAAAAGUCCUUUUAAGUAAGGCUGAUGUAGGGAUUGACAGGUCAGGUGAACUUAAUGAGGCUUAUGCAAGUGCCCUAUUGUCUUCCUCCAAUGAAAUUGUUGAAACUCUACUCUCCGCUGGUGCCGACGUCAAUCACUUCGAACCUCCAACUUUACUACCGCUUUUCGUAGCUAUUGGGCGCAAGGACGUGGAAUUUGUCAAAACUUUGCAUAGACAUGGAGUUGAUCUCACCAGGUUUGAUGAUGAAGGCUAUUCCCCUCUAAUGUACGCAGUUAUAAGGGAAAAUUUGGAAGCUGUUAAAUUUUUAAUUUCCAUUGGUAAGUACAUCUUAAGAUGUGAUAUUAUUAUUAUUAUUUUAGUAUAUUUAAUUAAGAUAAUGAAAUUAGGUGCAUGA
This is a messenger RNA of Rodentolepis nana, 798 nucleotides long. The record is from the annotation of a GenBank genome assembly. Lineage: Eukaryota; Metazoa; Platyhelminthes; Cestoda; Cyclophyllidea; Hymenolepididae.